Aphidius gifuensis is the source of this 396-nucleotide messenger RNA. Its product is annotated as haloacid dehalogenase-like hydrolase domain-containing protein 3. NCBI's taxonomy places the organism in Eukaryota, Metazoa, Arthropoda, Insecta, Hymenoptera, Braconidae. The coding region runs from base 1 to 396 and encodes 131 amino acids. The record is from RefSeq and is a predicted model, not a curated record. The transcript has 3 exons.
AUGAGAGCAACACGAUUGAUGAAUAAUUGUCGACCGAAAUUGGUGACAUUUGACGUUACUGGAACACUGUUGUCAACAACAAUAAAAGAGCAUUAUUAUAAUGUUGACACUGAAAUACUUCUUGAUUAUUUAAAUAAUAAAAAUAUAACAAUUGGUGUUAUAUCAAAUUUCGAUGAAAGAUUAGAAGAAAUAUUAAUAAGUACAAAGCUUAGAAAAUAUUUUAAUUUUAUUAUAACAUCAUGGUCACAUGGUUAUGAAAAACCAAAUUCAACAAUAUUUCAAGAAGCCAUUAAAAUUUCUAAAAAUAUAAAUAAAUUUACUAUUAAACCAGAUGAAGUUAUUCACAUUGGUGACGAUAUUAAUAAUGAUUAUAAUGGUGCAAAAAAUCCACAAUGA